AUGGUUCAAGUUCUUUCGCGAUGGCGCCCCGUCUUUCACUGCAUAUCCAAUCAUAGCUGGCUAAACGACCCUUGCGCUCCUGGCUAUGAUCCUACUACAGACACAUAUCAUCUUGCAUUCCAGUGGAACCCUAAUGGUGCUCAGUGGGCAGAUAUGGCAUGGGGCAAGUCGACAUCCACAGAUGUAGUGUCCUGGAAAACCUCCACAAAGCCUUGCCUUGACCGCGACACGCCCUAUGACAAACUUGGAGUCUUCACGGGGUGCUUCCGGGCAACCGGCAUCAACGGAGCUGCCGACGGUACUUUGACAUACCUCUACACAGCAGUCAGCAAGCUUCCGAUCCACCACUCUCUGCCCUACAACUAUGGCAGCGAGACUCUUGCGAUAGCGACUUCAAAAGACGGCGGGAACACGUGGACGAAACUCGAAAGCAAUCCCAUCCUGCCGGGCCCACCAAGCGAAAUCAACGUCACCGGCUGGAGGGAUCCCUACGUCUGUACAUGGCCGUCCCUCAGCAAAGCACUUAACGGCUCCGAGGAAGCGCUCUACGGCAUCAUCUCUGGGGGCGUCGUCGGCAAAGGCCCCACCAGCUUCGUCUACUCGGUCGACCGCAGCGACCUGACUCAAUGGCGAUUUCUGGGCCCAGCAAUCGACGUGGGGCUGAACUUCUCUCCGUCGCGCUGGACCGGGGAUCAGGGCGUAAACUGGGAGGUGACGAACUUCAUGACGCUGGCCAACGAGUCGCGGAGCCGGACGCAGGAUUUUUUGAUUUUCGGCGCCGAAGACUGCAGGGCGCGAUAUGCGCAGGAGGGCAGCCUGCGCCCGAACCGGGGCCAGCUUUGGUUGGCGGCUGAUGUGCGUCCUCAGGACGGAAGCGCGCCGUCUGCGCCAUUUUUGGAGUACCGUUAUGGCGGCGUCUUCGAUCAUGGCCUUUGUUAUGCUGCUAAUGGCUUUUACGACCCCAAGACGGAGCAACAGAUUGUUUUUGGCUGGGUCACGGAGGAUGAUCUCCCUGUUGACUUGCAGAUAGAACAGAAUUGGAGCGGCUGUUUAAGUUUGCCGCGCGUUGUGAGCCUCAUGACAAUCGACAAUGUCGUGAGAGCGCGCGCUUCGGAACUGGAAAGCAUCACUUCUAUCAACGCGGAGAGCGGAUCUAAUGGCACAAAGACCGUAUCGACUAUGAGGAUAUCUCCCGACAAGCGUCUGGAAGCUUUGCGCGGUGCUGCAAAGAAGGAGGAGCUCUCACAAGUCUCGCUGGGACCGGUCAAGGAGGGACAGCUACAGCUACCUCUGCUAACGUCGAGAUGGGAACUUGAAGCCGAGUUCGCCGUGUCGAAUCACUGUCAGAACGUCGGGAUUGUCAUUCAUCACUCCAAAGACCUCGACAUGCAGACGCGUCUCUACUGGUCUCCUUCGUCGGAAGACUUCAUCAUCGAACGCCCUAACCUGACCAUAUCCAAGCGAACAAUCCAGUUCCAGAAGGAGAGUGCGCCGCACACGCUCUUCACGGUGCGCUCGGCCGGCGGCGAAAUGGAAGAGAAGCUGCGCGUGCACGCAUUCUAUGACGGGAGCGUAUUGGAGGUGUACGUGAACGAGCGAACCGUUAUCACCACUCGGGUCUACACGCUCGAGGAGCGCUGCUUCGGGCUUGGCUUCUUUGCCGAGGAGGCAGAUGGUGCGCAGGGUGUGCCUGCGACUUUGACCAAGGCUACGGUUUGGGACGGGCUCGUUGCGGAGUAGAUAGAUGAUAGACGUACUUAAUAAAGCAGCAUAAUUUCUUCAGUCGCGGAUAAUUUGCACGUCUUUAGCUAUAGUCAACCCCGCAUAAUGCCUGAUCUGCAUGGGUAUGUGAAUCAACUUUACACCUUCAACCUCAGGCUUUCGUACCCUUACAAGUGCUUUCGUAUCUUCGCAUGUUAUGUAUUUCUGUAAAUAUAAACACCACUCCGUUCCUUCGCGCGUCAAGUGUAGCUGUCUGGACAAUGGAUCUGUCAGUAUGGCCGACCC
Messenger RNA from Aplosporella prunicola CBS 121167, 2007 nucleotides. Its product is annotated as glycoside hydrolase family 32 protein. Gene Ontology annotation, molecular function: sucrose alpha-glucosidase activity. The transcript has 3 exons. NCBI's taxonomy places the organism in Eukaryota, Fungi, Ascomycota, Dothideomycetes, Botryosphaeriales, Aplosporellaceae. The record is from RefSeq and is a predicted model, not a curated record. Gene Ontology annotation, biological process: sucrose catabolic process. The coding region runs from base 1 to 1740 and encodes 579 amino acids.